AUGUCAAUGACAGCACAGGAGCUCACUUUCCAUAUGCAUACGCCCCAAGGCAACCGGGCUAUGGAUGGGAAACAGGCUGCCAAACAACAUAAGCAACGACAGCAGACAAACCGUCCAGCACCCUAUCCCUCUCCUUCGAAGCGUCAAGGAGGAGGUUAUCAACACAGACGGCAUAACUCUGUUGCGGACGCACUGACUCUCGGCUCGGCUACGGCUCAGACCCCCAUAAACAGCAACGCCAGUAUAUCUGCGGUUAGAACCAUGAACGGACUCGGCAUUAAAGUAAACGGUGACGAACAAAACCACAACCAUCCAACGACAGCAGAUGGCAGUAUUGAUAUGGAAUAUUGGGGCAUCAUGAAUGAUCAAAGGCCUAGAACGCCCACAUGCCAAGGCAUUCUUACUUUCAACCCAGUCACCCCGCAAAGCCCAUUCACCUGCUACCAACAGAACAAUGCUUCAAUCCCACAUGACAUCGAUCAAUUCCUCUCCGGAAUUGACUCGCCCGCCAUGUCCAGAAGAGUCUCAGUUGUGUCGAAUCACUCCCCACUAAGAGCUAAUUUCCAGUUUGAGAAUUCUCAAGUUCACGAUUUGCCUACCCCACCACACACCGCUCGACUAGGCCACAAUACCUUCGAUAUGGCGCCUCUGCCACACAUCAAGUUUGCUAGCAUGUCUGCAAUCAGUAAUAUGGGAUCGGAGGCCGACUUUGAAGGCGCACCUCCGUAUUCACCCCUGUCUCCGGCCUUCGACUCUAUCCCAUCGUCACCCCCAGUCCAUUUUGAAAAAACCUUCCGGAGCCCUUUGAGUAUAGUUGUUCAGAAAGGCCCAGCUCUAGCAAAGAGGUUCCAACAAGUGGAUCUUCCGGCUCUGGCACCAGCUCCACGCACAACUUUAGAAACACCACCCCCCGCUCCAGUGAGGGAAUCGUCUUCUACUCCAAGUGAAAAAGCCACGGAGAUUACAAUUGAUUUAAUAAAUAGCUACAUCUCCGGACCAGAAGCUACUGAUGGAAAAUGGUUAUGCCUUUACCCUGAUUGCGAGAAGAGAUUUGGGAGAAAGGAGAAUAUCAAGUCCCAUGUUCAAACCCAUCUUGGAGAUCGUCAGUUCCUAUGCGAAACCUGUAAGAAGUGUUUCGUUCGACACCAUGACCUGAAAAGACAUUCAAAAAUCCAUACGGGUGUCAAGCCGUAUCCCUGUGAUUGUGGAAAUGCAUUUGCUAGGCAUGAUGCUUUGACUAGGCACCGGCAGCGUGGGAUGUGCAGUGGAGCAUUUGAGGGGGUCAUUAGGAAGGUAGUCAAGAGGGGAAGGCCUCGCAAGAAGCCGCUCAAGGAAGAGGAGGACCGUACUGUGAAACCGGAAGAAAAUACUGAAGGUUCAGAGGAAGAGGCUUAUUUUGCAUCUGACGCUUCCAACCCCCCAUCACCUCGUGAUAUUCCAGAUUUCAGCAGCCCUGCCGGUCACAGCCCAGGACCGCAAACUCCACAAUACGUCAUUGAAGGGACACCCUCGUUGAGAGAGAGUUCCCCUAGUGCUUCUCAUGACUUCAGCAUUCCCCCCUCACCACACGGGGGAUACGAUUUUGAAGACUUCACCUCAUCAUCGGGCAGAGGCUCUUUGGCAUUCAACGCGCUAGAUGGUAGUUACGAUAUGCCAGCUCAUUCUAUUGAAAACUCAUCUAUGGCGAGAAAGCCUCAAAAUUCCUACACCGACGAGUUAUUAGCCCAGCCAGAGUAUUCAAUGUUUACACAUGAAGGGGUUUUAGACUUAACAGCAUUGGAAAGGGACCCUGAUAUCCUGGGCUUUCAAGAUUACAUAAAACCUGAAUUACUCAACAACUCGCAGGACACUUUCUUUGGAAGCUGUUGA
Messenger RNA from Morchella sextelata, 1869 nucleotides. RefSeq lists its product as uncharacterized. Gene Ontology annotation, molecular function: RNA polymerase II cis-regulatory region sequence-specific DNA binding; DNA-binding transcription factor activity, RNA polymerase II-specific. Lineage: Eukaryota; Fungi; Ascomycota; Pezizomycetes; Pezizales; Morchellaceae. Gene Ontology annotation, biological process: regulation of transcription by RNA polymerase II. The record is from RefSeq and is a predicted model, not a curated record. Bases 1 to 1869 code for a protein of 622 amino acids. Gene Ontology annotation, cellular component: nucleus. The transcript has 2 exons.